UAUCUCACUACGAGUAUAGUAUACACACACACAUAUAGAUAGAUUUUGGAUAUAUAGUAAUGGAGCGAGUAGCUAAGGCGGCGUCGCAGAAGGCGGUGGUGAUCUUCAGCAAGAGCACGUGCUGCAUGUGCCAUGCAAUCAAGAGGCUGUUCUAUGAGCAAGGCGUUAGUCCCCUCAUUUACGAGUUGGACCAAGAUUUUUGUAAUGGCCGCGAAAUGGAGCGAGCCCUUCUCCGGCUCGGCUGCAACCCCGCCGUCCCCGCCGUCUUCGUCGGCGGCCGAUUUGUCGGCUCCGCCAACACCGUCAUGACCCUUCACAUCACCGGCGCCCUCAAGAAGAUGCUCAAAGACGCUGGAGCUCUCUGGCUCUGACACUCAAGAUCACACUUUUUUCUUUUUUCAAUUCCCUUUUUUUGCAUUGGAAUAAUAACAUAUCAUAAUUCUUCAAAAUUAAGUUUCAUAAAGCUAGUGGCUUCAAUUGGGAUUCACAAAUCAAUAAUGUAUAUGUCAAUUUGAUACUAGAAUAUUGGCAACCAUAUGUUUAUGUAAUAUGCAUGAAUUUACAAAGUGUGAUAUUUUGUGUAAA
Ipomoea triloba (trilobed morning glory) is the source of this 585-nucleotide messenger RNA. RefSeq names its product monothiol glutaredoxin-S10-like. The record is from RefSeq and is a predicted model, not a curated record. The coding region runs from base 60 to 371 and encodes 103 amino acids. The transcript has a single exon. NCBI's taxonomy places the organism in Eukaryota, Viridiplantae, Streptophyta, Magnoliopsida, Solanales, Convolvulaceae.